AUGGCGGUCCCAACUCCAUCUCCCUCGGCGGGCGGUUCUUCCUCUACAACCCGCGUGGCGGAUCAUGUUGAGGAGAUGAUGGAACGACUUCGUCUGACGGCUGUCGAGGCGAGUCCCGUGGUGCUGGAUGAUGAGGAUGAGGCAGAUUUGGUGGCUCCGGAUUGCGCGUUGGUGGGGAAGGUUCUCUCCCCUAACAUCCUCCACUUGCAGACUAUCUCUUCUGCUAUGAGGCCUGCUUGGGGCAAUCCAAGGGGUUUGCUGCUCCAUCCCUACGGGGACAAUGUUUUUGUUGCUGAAUUUGGUUCCGUGGCGGAUAGAACCAGGGUGAUCGAAGGCUCGCCUUGGAUGGUGGGCAAGCACGCUGUCCUUCUCAAGGUUUUUUAUCUGAAUACCCAACCCCUUCAUGUCAAGUUUGAUCGUCUGGCUAUUUGGGCCCGUAUAAUGAACUUACCUCCAAGGUUGAGGAGAGCAAAACUUGGACUGGAGUUUGCAAAGCCUAUUGGUAAUAUCAUCAAGGUUGAUGCUGAUUCUGACGGGCGCUGUUGGGGUGGAUAUAUGCAUUUUCGGGUGGAGAUUUCUGUUGGUGAACCACUCGUGCGUUAUGUGACGGUAACUUCAGUCAAACUUCAGUCGACAGACACUUUUUCGGUGAUGUACGAGAGACUGCCCCUACACUGUUUCUCGUGUGGCCUCCUUGGCCAUUCUUCUGUCCUAUGCCCAUCCCCAGGUGUCAGGGAUGUGAAUGGGGACCUUCCAUAUGCAGCUAAGAGGAUCUGUGUUCAGGAUGAGAGGCACAACAGGGCUGGUGGAUCGAAGUCCUCAACGGCUUCUUCGUCUGCUGGUUCUGUUGGCAGAGCAGGCGGUCAGCGGCCUACUCCCUCUAGUCGUGCUAAAGCUGCUGCAACUAUGGUCUCGGAAGCGGCUGAGGGUGAGGUCUCUUCUCCUGUCAAACGAGCUGGUAGGGGUCGUGGUCGUACCCCCUCCUCCCGAGGGCGAGGGAGGGGUCGGAGUGCAGCUACGAGCAGGGAGUUGUUCUCCGGCAGCCAUGACAAUGUGGGUACAUCCGGACAAAAGAGGAAGGCGGCGAAAGCUAAGGCCCCUUUGGUGAUCUAUGACAAGGCAUCUUCUGAUGCAAAUGAUCUAGCUUUGGUCUUGGCAACGGACCCCCAAGCUGCUAAUGCUGGUGUGGAGCAGCUCGGUGAUGAGGACUCGAACAAAAAACAACGCACAUCAGACUCUCGAUCGGCGGAUCCGGCGGCGGCUGCGGCGCAGCCUCGCCUGACGCAAUGA
Aegilops tauschii subsp. strangulata is the source of this 1290-nucleotide messenger RNA. The record is from RefSeq and is a predicted model, not a curated record. Lineage: Eukaryota; Viridiplantae; Streptophyta; Magnoliopsida; Poales; Poaceae.